AUUAAUGCAAGACCAACAGACAAGUUUUCCUUUUCAAAUAACUGAAAGUGAGUGGUUGUAAUCUGAAAAAAAAGGGAAAAAUGCCAUUCUUGAACAUUGGGUGGGCAUAUUGAAAAUGCCAUGCAAUUUCAAUAAAGACAAACAAAUGUAAGAUAAUCCAAUUUAAGAUAAUUCUGUUAACCAUUGUAACUCUUUCAGCUCAGGAAGCUUUAUCGUCUGGGAUUCAUGCCGGUCCUAAUAGGAAACACAGCAAAGGGAAGCAGCUGGGCAGCUGACGUUAUGGAGCCUUCUAACCCUCAAUCAGGUCUGGAGGAGGAAUGCCACAUAAAGAUUCAGAGAUGCUACGAAAAAAACGGCAGAAAGCCAAUUCAAUUGAUGUGGAGCAGAAGACAAGAAAUAAGAAGGAGAGUAGCACUUCAUCCCCCUCUCCAAUUCCACCUGACCGUUCUGAACGGAAUGUCUCCUCCACCUCUGUCCCCUCACCCUCUGACCAACUCUCCUCCCUCCAUCCACCUCCCUCUCAUGAUAAAUGUUCCUCUCAGCCUUGUUCUCCUGCUAAACUCCCCUCUCUCCCCCGGUCACCUGCCAAACACCCUUCCCCAGUGAAAUCCACUCCAGUGGUGUCCCUCCCUAGUUCUCUCUAUCCUACCAACCGUCUGGACCGUCAUGGACACACCAGCCAAGAGGGCGCAACUGUCAGACCUCUGUCUCUUCAGGACUACUCUAGCCCAAGGCCGCAGAGGCCUAUCUCAGCCGCCAGAAGCCAGACUCUUCCCAGGGCCAGCUCAGCCACCAGAGGGUCAGAGGAGACCCAGGGGGCCAGAGGAGAACGGGGGGCCCUGGUCAACAUGGAACUUCUUGGAUUGCCUAACAUUGGCAACACUUGCUUCCUUAACGCCACCCUGCAGUGCCUUCUGGUCCUGCCUUACUUCUCAAAGGAAAUCCUACGCCAGGAACAACUCUGGAGCUCCUCCCCCUUCUCCAACCUGCUCAAUCUCCUAAUCGGCUACGUUAAUUCUCCUAACCUGCUGCCCUUCAGAGCCUUCCUAGGCAAGAAGGACGUGUCCAAGGAGUUGGAGGAGGUGCACGCUGAGAGUCGGGCCCAGAACACCCUGCACAUGGCGUCCGUCACCGAGCUCCUGCUUAACCCCGCCUUGCGCUGGCAGGUCAUCACCGUCAUAGUCACCAUGGCCUGCUACCAGCUGUGUGGCCUGAAUGCCAUCUGGUACUACACCAAUGGGAUCUUGAGGGACUCAGGCUUUGCAGAGAACGUGAUCCCAUACAUCGUCAUCAGCACAGGCGGUAUAGAAACUCUGGCUGCCAUUGUCUCGGGCCUUGUGAUUGAGCGCAUCGGCAGAAGACCCCUCCUCAUCUUCGGCUUCAGCGCCAUGGCCUUCUUCUUUGGCCUUCUCACCGUGUUCCUCAAUUUCCAGGACCAAUAUUCAUGGAUGCCCUAUCUCAGUUUCACCUGUAUAUUGGCUGUAAUUGCCUCCUUCUGCUCCGGUCCAGGUGGCAUCCCCUUUGUACUGACCGGAGAGCUGUUUGAACAGUCGUACCGACCCGCAGCCUUCAUGAUCGCAGGGAUCGUCAACUGGGUCGCCAACUUCGCAGUCGGACUUUUGUUCCCGUUCAUGCAGGAGUCCCUGCAGACCUAUGCCUUCUUGGUGUUUGUGGUGGUGUGUGUGCUGGGUGCUGUGUACCUCUACUUCGUUCUGCCCGAGACCAAAAACAAGACCUUUGUGGACAUUAGCCAGAGCUUCGCCAAAAUCAAUAAGGUUCCGUUGGAUGACAAGGAAAUGGAGGACGAACUUGCUAUCAAGGCUGGGUCAAAGGAAGUGGAAGAAAAUGGACAAGUCAUCGACGUUGAGAUGGAGAGUUCGUUUUGAAUCAAAGAAAAGCCAUCAGGCGUCAGUUUACUGUUGUACAUACUGUAUUUUGCUUCACUGAAGUGAAAUGUAAUUUCUAAGAUAACGUUUUUCUGCUGGGUGAGUAUUUUUUUGUAUGAAAUUAUUUUUCAAUACAUUUUUAAAGCUGUCUUACCGAGAGAAAAAAUACAGUUAUUGCAAAUCUUUGGCCAAUUUGCCGCAAAUUUGCAGCAAGCUCAUAUUUUCACAUGCAAAUUAGUUUUGUGGCAAACUGUUACAGCAAAUUUGCGGUGACUUGUGAACUUCUGGCUAACAAUUCUGCGAAACUUGUGGCGAACAUUCUACUGUUUGCUGCAGAUUUGCUGCAAACUCAUUAUGAAUAUGCAUAUUAGAUCAGGUUUUUGGUUACUUUGUGUAUUAACAUUGAAAUAUCGUAUCUACAUAAACCAAAUCACACAUAACGUUAAAUGAACAUGCUUCUCACAGUGAAAACUAAACUAAACAUACUAAAUGUGCUAAAUAUACUAAACCACAUAUAUUCAAUAUCUUAAUAAAUAAAAUUAAAUCCAAUACAA
This is a messenger RNA of Coregonus clupeaformis (lake whitefish), 2440 nucleotides long. RefSeq names its product solute carrier family 2, facilitated glucose transporter member 9. The record is from RefSeq and is a predicted model, not a curated record. The transcript has 11 exons. Lineage: Eukaryota; Metazoa; Chordata; Actinopteri; Salmoniformes; Salmonidae. Bases 318 to 1886 code for a protein of 522 amino acids. Gene Ontology annotation, molecular function: hexose transmembrane transporter activity; cysteine-type deubiquitinase activity. Gene Ontology annotation, biological process: monosaccharide transmembrane transport; protein deubiquitination. Gene Ontology annotation, cellular component: membrane.